AUCAGGUUACGCACAGGGCCAUAUUUUUGUGGAAGAAUCAUUUUAUUUCUCCAUGGAAGAAUCAAUCAGCAUGUGUUUAUCUUUUUACCAUUUCCCGCGCGUUAAUCAGCCCCGUAAUUUCUGACUAGUUGAAGUAACUGUUCUUUUUAUUAAAUGGCGUCUGUACAUGGUAGUAUUUCUUUUUUGUGUGGACACACGUCGUACGCUGUUCAUGCACAUGUGCAUAUCGUUAGGAUCGAAUCAAGGACAUUGCACCUGUGAGUGUGACCUUAGCCGGUCGAAACGCUUACAAGUACACGUACAUGUACUGUCCAUGUACCGUGCUUAUUACGCUGGAUCGGGCUUCGCUGGGUCAGGGAAUUGCGAGUUUUUCUCCUCCCUUACGUCGGUCCAUUUUCGGCAUAUCAAAUGCCAACUGGCCUACAUGUAGCUAUCCUCAGGCAUUGUGGUGACUAGGGCCCAUGCAGCUUUCACCGUUGCCUGGAUGUGGGUUGUAAACUAGUAUGGGCAUCAUCGCGUAGCAUCGUGUAACUCUGAAAGAAACUUCGUACGUGUACACUAGACGGUCGGUUGGUUACACUGCUUAGCUUUCUUACACUCAAGCUAUGCCCAUCAUUGUAUUGUGACAACCGAGUACAGGGGCAUAUAUCUUCAAUUGGCAAGCAAUCUGAACCUACAGCCGAGACGGGGAACGUCUCUCAAGCGAUCGACGGCGCUGGCGGCGAAGGCCAGGCUAGGCAACUUGAACCGAUAGUAAUUUGUCCUCAUCAUCUGUACUUCGCAGUGUUAGGUUUUCGAGGAAAAGGCUGUGGAGUCAGACCGAGGAAAACUUAUGGCAACGAUUCGACAAUUUAGCAAUAUUUGUAGCCGGAUGAUGAGACGAACGUUUCUGAUAGUUGUCAUUGUCAUGGCAUUGUUGUUGAUGUUGCUCAAAAGGCAAGUCUCUCUACCUUCAGUAAGCGCAUCUCUUUCGCUGACUCAGAGAAAACCGAACAUUGUGUUUCUUCUAGUUGAUGAUUUAGGUUAUAACGACGUAGGUUAUCACGCUAAGAAUGGCAAGUCAGCUAUCAGAACUCCGAACAUUGACGAACUCGCCGAGCAAGGCGUCAAGUUGGAGAAUUACUAUGUACAACCUCUGUGUUCUCCAACCAGGAGCCAGCUCAUGACGGGCAGGUAUCAGAUUCAUAUGGGGAAUCAACACUAUUUAUUUGAACAUACCAGACCGCAAUGCUUACCCCUGGACGAGAUAAUGCUCCCUCAGAUGUUGAAGGAGGCCGGUUACUCGACACACGCAAUCGGCAAAUGGCAUCUAGGUUUCUGCCGCAAAGCCUGCCUUCCGACCAGUAGGGGCUUCGACACCUUUUUUGGACUUUAUACAGGUGGUGGGGAUCACUGGUACUAUAAUCGGACUAUCGAAGGUGAGGAUACCGGUGGUGGACACGAUUUACACCAGGACACCGUACAUCAUCGCAGGAAUGCGGUCGAGUUCGACGGGAUCUAUAGCGCGGAGCUCUUCACUGCAGAAGCUGAGAUAGUCAUAAGUCAGCGACAGCCAGAUAAGCCUUUCUUCCUGUACUUGGCCUACAAGAACGUCCACUCACCAAUUCAAGCCCCAGGCCGCUUCUCGGAUUCGUACCAAGAUUCUAUCCAAAUCCAGCCUAGGCGGACCUACGCGGGAAUGGUCAGCGCCGUGGACGAAAGUGUAAGGAACUUGACCAGAACUCUCAAGGAAGAAGGCGUAUGGGAUAACACCAUUAUCAUCUUCUCGUCGGACAAUGGUGGUUCUUUAUACCAUGCUGGCAAUAACUGGCCGCUUCGUGGCGGGAAGAGUUACUUGAAUGAAGGCGGAGUGCGCGCUGUUGGUUUCGUUAGCAGUCCGCUUCUACCUAAAGCCGUGCAGGGUACCAUCAAUACGCAGCUCAUCCAUGUCAGCGAUUGGUUACCAACCUUGGUAAGGAGCGUUGCUGGAGGCCAUACCAACAACAUUAAACCUUUAGACGGAUAUGAUGUCUGGAAAACAAUCAGCAAAGGAGAUGUAUCACCUCGGAAAGAAAUCCUUCACAACAUCGAUCCCAUGUUCAACCUAACCGUAUUAACGGACGAGGACAACGCAUUCCUAGCCUCUCUUCCUGGGGAAGUUAAAUUUGAUCCAAGAGUCCGAGCCGCGAUAAGAGUCGGUGAUUGGAAAUUACUGACAGGAACCUCAGGAACUGAUUAUUGGGUGCAGCCUCCUGAGUACGCACACGCUAUACUGAUCCAAGCUUGCGCAGGAUAUGCAGAUACGAUCCAACUGUACAACAUUAGGUACGACCCGAACGAAUCGUGCAAUCUUGCAAGGCACAAGAAGGACAUUGUCCUGAGACUUCUCCGGCGACUGUACGCCUACCAGUCCGGUGCGGAGCCGGUAGAUUUCCCGGAGAGAGACGUCCGAGCAGACCCUCAGUUGCACGGCGGCUUCUGGGAACCGUACCUGGAUUGAUUGGACACCAGCUUUUUUUGUGUUCAGGUUCACCCUCGGUGCAUAAUGAGACACAGCUUGUGCUAAUGACAAAAUUAGGUCUAUAAUGUUGAAUUCGGUGAUAAAGUAAUCCGCAGGAGGGCAUGUGUUGGUGAAAUACUGUGAUUUUUCUUCUGGUGAAUUCUUAAUAGAUGGUGCUGACUGAAAUGUAUAUUUUGAAACCUUUAAAAGAAUUUUACUGCAUCUUAGUAUAUACACCACCGUCUACUUCGCCAUUCACAGAAAAUUUAAUAUUUCAAACAAAACUUUUUUUGUUUGAAAUUUACUGCAUGCACAAAAUUCUCUGUUAUUGGGAGAUCAUGCAUGGUUUAACGGAGUUUUGACCAGUCACCUUAUCAACGCAACCCCUGACCUGUAGAGACUUGCCUCUUCGUCAGUACAUGUGCAAUCCCCACAAAGCCAAAAUUUCCUUCCUUUUGCGUGACCUCCAUUUAUAAGAAUAACAAAUUUUAGUAAUUUCAAGGAGAGAGAAAAUACAGGACAAACAAAAGGGCCUUUGACUUGGAAAUAUUAAAAUAAUGUUGACAUAUUGUUUUCAGUGUAUGUGUCUUAGAAAAGGUGAUUGGUGCCCCAAAAAGGUUCCAUGUUAUAAGUAAAGCCAGUAUUAUUUUUGAAGUAACCAAGUGUAAAUGUCUAUACAUGUAUUAUUUACAUGGCAUAAUGCGCAUGCUUGACGUUCAGCUAUAGUAGGUUAUGUCCAUGAUUUUUUAUGGAAUAAAGCUGUCUUCAAAGAUCUUUCAAAGCAUGUUAA
Molecule: messenger RNA, 3269 nt
Organism: Acanthaster planci (crown-of-thorns starfish)
Lineage: Eukaryota; Metazoa; Echinodermata; Asteroidea; Valvatida; Acanthasteridae
Product: arylsulfatase B-like
Molecular function (GO): sulfuric ester hydrolase activity
Source: RefSeq, a predicted model, not a curated record